This is a messenger RNA of Botrytis fragariae, 996 nucleotides long. RefSeq lists its product as uncharacterized. The coding region runs from base 1 to 996 and encodes 331 amino acids. Lineage: Eukaryota; Fungi; Ascomycota; Leotiomycetes; Helotiales; Sclerotiniaceae. The transcript is spliced from 6 exons. The record is from RefSeq and is a predicted model, not a curated record.
AUGAUUUCAUCGCUUCCCGCUCUUGGGUUCUUUCUGGCUCUUGCGGAUAUCACAAAUGCUGCCUUUAAACCCCCGUUCAACAAUACUCUUGAAAAGGGAGUAGCGACUGAAUGCAAGACUUGUCCAUAUUCGCUUUGCACAAAUAAGGAAUACUACGAUUACGACACCGUUGUAUCGCUCAUCUGCUGGACUACUGGUACAGCCAUCGAUGGUGAUAGUACGUGGUUGAGGACAAGCGAUGACUGCUAUAUAACCCAAUACGAUCUCGCCGAUUACGCUGGAGAAUAUGAAACCGACCUCAGCUUUUGUGGCCAAGAUUCUACUAUUGAGCAUAUAACAACAGCUUCUGCAACCACAAAAUAUAAUACCGAAUGCAAUAUCUGUGAUGAUAACGCGAGUUGCGAGGUUAUCAAAUAUCUGAAAUAUGGAACUGAUAUUACGGUGACUUGCUGGACUGAUCUUGGAGAUCUCGUGAUCAAUGAUAGUACCUGGUUGAAAACCACAGAUAACUGCUAUGUGGCACAAAUUGGCCUCGAAGAGCCCGCUGAUAAAUCAGAGCUUGACUAUUGCGGCCCUGUAGGCUUCAUUCAAGUAAACUACACGACACCAGAGAAACGUGCACCUUCUCCACUCAAUUCUAGCAAGAACUCACAUGGCUUCCUCGCUAAGCACUCGCCCCCUUCCUUGUCUAACGAUCUUCACAAACGCUACCUUCUCAACAUCACAGUUGGCGAGGAUUACGCUCCUUGCUACAGUACCCCUCUUCAGCAAGUCAAUUGGUCAAGAGUUAUGAAUGGGAUCAUGGUGUUUGGGUACAAUGCUAUGUGGAUAGUUUCGAAAACACAAAUCCCAAUGAGACGUAUUGAUUUCUGUUAUGUGAGAGAGGUGGAUUUCUGGGAGAGUUUGUUCGAUCAAUAUCGAUUCCCGAAUUGUAACUUGUUCGAUGGUGGAGAUGGAAGUGGGGAUACAGUUGAUGCUCGUGAGGUUUCUGACUAG